CUUUUACUGGGUCUGUCGCCGAGAAAGUAACUUGUAAUUUAUUUUAUGAGCUGCUGCUUCUUCCUUUUAAAUACUUUUAGGGUUUUGCUGCUCUGAAUUUGAAAGGUGAUAGCUUGAACGCGAUUUCACCCGAAUUUUUGGAGUUCGACAUAUCGCUCAUGGAAAAUGGUGAUAUAAUUGAUUUCAUCUUCUAUUGGUGAUUGCCAGAUAACUUAGAAUGAAAUAUGUUUAUUGAGUGCGAACAAGGUGGUGUUUUGCUCAAUACCGGUAUAGUGUUUUUUUGAAUCAUAUUCCUUUGUAACCAUGGCUGCUGAUCAGAGGAGAAAACGGUUAAAUGGUGCAAGCAUUGUCAGUUAUGGUUCCAGAGAGCAACAAAGGGCUAAGAGAAAAAAUUUGGGAUUGAUGCAACAUGACUUAAGGAUGAAAUCUCACAUCACUGUUGAGUGGGACAGUAGUCAGAAAAGGGUUGUUGCCAAACAGGAACAGAUUGGCAUCACCUGGAGACAAAUGAAACCAUUUUUCAAUUUUGUAUCCAAUGAUCACAAUGUCCUGGCAGAUGUGUUGACCAUACCUAAAGAAUUCUUUGACCUGGAUAAUUUAAAGGAAGUGCUUUCAUAUAAGGUUUGGAAGAACCAUCUUUCAGAAAAUGAGAGAAACCUUCUUGUGCAUUUUCUUCCUCAUGGCUUGGAGCCACAUCAAGUUGUGGAAGAAUUACUUGCUGGGAAUAACAUUCACUUUGGAAACCCCUUCUUGAAAUGGGGUGCUUCACUUUGUUCAGGUGAUCUUCAUCCUGAUGUAAUUGUUGAUCAGGAGCGGCAUCUGAAGUCUGAGAAGAGGGCAUACUAUUCACAGUUGCAUAAUUAUCAUAAUGAUAUGAUAGGAUUUCUUGUUAAGUUGAAGGAAAGAUGGCAAAGCUGCAAAGAUCCAGAAAAGGAUAUUGUGCAGAAGAUGUGGAGGUCAAAGAAUGUAGAUAAAAGAGUGUCCUCAAAUGUGAAUGACUUGAAAGUCUAUGAUCAUGAUGGAAAUUUUACAGUUACAUCUGAGUCGUGUUCCUGGGAUGCAGAGGAGAAGGAAUUUAGUUGUGACAAUCAAAUUUUCUCAGUGAAAAGGGAUGAAAAACUCCAAAGAAGCAGGGUGCGGGAAAUAGGCAGCAUGAAAGGUAAAUCUACGAAUUUGAUGGUUUCAUCUGAUGAUGUGCAUAAUGUUGGAGAGAGGCUUAAGAAAGGGGACAAACUGUCCAAGCGCAAUAUUCACUCCAGUGACGGUGACAAAUACAUGUCGUGUAUCAAGAUUAGUAAGCAGCAGCAUGAACUUGUUAAGAGUAUGAAGCAGUCUGGUAGAAUCAUUCAGUCUAAGACCCUUAACCGUGUUUUGGGCAACCUUGAUAACAUUCAUGUGCAACCAUAUGAAGUUUUUGUCAAAGAAGAACAGAAUAAGUUGCAUGAGCAUUGGUUAGUGAGAUUUGAGCGCUUUAUUUUUUGGUUAGAGUUGGUGAAAAAAGCCCUUCCUGCAGCAUACGCAAAUUGGAUGGAGAGACACAGACAGAGACACGCAGUGAUAAAUUCGUUGCUGGUGGAGGUGAAGGAAAAAUCUAAUCCACUCGGAGAGGAAGAGGACAGUUUUAGCCCAGCCAGCGAGCUUCAGGAUAAGGAUGAGACUAACAUGAGCUCCGGGGAAGAUCUUCAAGAUCAGGAUGAAGAAAACACGACAUCAAGUGGUGAGCUUCCGGAUAAGGAUGAGGAUAACGUGACAUCAGGGGGUGGGCAUCAGGAUAUGAAUGAGGAUGAGAUGAAAUCAAGCAGUGGGCUUCAGGAUUCAGGUGAUGAUAAUACAGCGGGUAGAAAGAUUCAAGGUCAUGAUGAGGAUGAUGUGAGCUUGGAGAAUGAGCUUCAGGAACUGGCAGAGGAUGAAGUUCAAAAUGAUAAGUCUAGCCUGAAAGAUGAAGUUUCUGUUGCAAGGACCCCAGAGAACCAAUCCCCACAUGACACUUAUGGUGGUAGGAUUGACGAGUUCAACUCAAUGAGUAUGAAGUUAGAAAAGAAUUUAAUUUCCCCAACAUUGGGCAAUGCAUCACAAAAUAAAAUAGAUUAUCCAGGGGAUAAGAACACGCGGGAUGUUUCUAUUGAUGAAGGACGCCCUUUCAAUUCUAGCAGUGAUGUAUGGCAAGCAGUUGAAAUGCCACAUCCAUUCUUUGAUACUGCUGGGACCCAUGAGUACACAACCCAUGGAUUAUCAUUGGCGAAUCCUAGAGAGAAUGAAGAACGAGCUUGUUUGAUUGACCUUGAAGCUGGGUUACAUCAGGAAGAGACCGGUAAAGAAUUGUUACACAGACAGUUACAUGAUCAAACCUUCAGUUCUUACCAAAGCCAGGGUCGAAGUGACUUACUUCAAUCUUUCCUCAAGGGAGAUGGUGUGAUAUCCUAUCAUCACGAGCAAAAAGGAUCCGAAAUGAACUUCCAGGCUUCGAACAAUGUUAUAAUGGGGGAUAGCCAAUUAUCUAGCCAUUUUAAGGACCCUUUGCAGACAUCACUGUCUUUGGACCAGGGGCAGAGGAGAGCUAAUGAGGUUUACACAUCAGAAAGCAUGCCACAGAAUAUUUAUUCCAAUGGAGGAAGGUACUUAGUCCCCAGGCAAGCUCGGUUAGUUCCCGGGCAAGAUUCAUUGGCCGCUGUAAAUAUGCCGGAUUGGACCUCCAAUACUGCUCGAUGGAUCUGAUGGCAGCAGCAUUUCAAGUCACAGUCUUGGCACUGCAACAAACUCUGAUCAGAGCUUAUUUAGUAUUCUAUCACAGUGUAACCAAUUACAUCCGCGUAGCUCUUAUGAUUCGUUCCGAAACACUGAUGACUUUCUAGCACAAAGACCUUAUGGAGUAGUAGAUACUGAUACCUCCAGGAUCAAUGCUGUUGCUCCACAGGCUUCUCAUCCGCUAGAAUACUUCAGUGGACGCGAGGCACCUAGUAGUGGCCUGGUACCUGAUGAUAUGGCAUGGAUGAGCUUGCCACAUCAGAAUGAUCAAAUGGGAAAGCCAUACUUGAGAUCUUGGAAUCGGUAAUGAAUGUUUUUUUACCCAAUGGUGGCAUUGUGAGAUGAAAUACGCACGCUCAUGUGUGAUUGUUCUUUGUGAGUAAAGCCACAAGCUGGGAAGAUGAGAUAGGUUUGUGUACAUACAAGACCGAGUUCAACUCAACACCAUGUACAUAUCUAAUUAUUAGACGAGCAGGAAAGAAGGCAAUGGGGUAAAUAUAACCUUCAAGAAUUUCAGCUUGUUACUUUGGAAAGUUACAUAAUUUUAGUUUUUUUUUUUUUUCUUAGUGUCUUUUUCCCCCUUUGUUUCUGGAGAGGUAUUUUUUAAAAAUAAUUUUGGAAGGUAAGAAAUGCUGGAGGCUGGUGCCUUUCUCAGUUAUAAUUUGUUGCUCACAUCAAUAAUUUCGUCCUAUAUUCAUAAUGCCGAGACAACAAAUGUCCUUGAAAUAAUCGCCUAAUUUGUUCAUUUAUAAGUUUCGCUAAUUGUAAUCGACUAUUGUGAAGAUAACAUUGAAGAAUUACAACUGUUGUUACUUUGCCAA
Molecule: messenger RNA, 3566 nt
Organism: Arachis ipaensis
Lineage: Eukaryota; Viridiplantae; Streptophyta; Magnoliopsida; Fabales; Fabaceae
Source: RefSeq, a predicted model, not a curated record